Jatropha curcas is the source of this 1418-nucleotide messenger RNA. RefSeq lists its product as uncharacterized. Gene Ontology annotation, molecular function: kinase inhibitor activity. The record is from RefSeq and is a predicted model, not a curated record. Lineage: Eukaryota; Viridiplantae; Streptophyta; Magnoliopsida; Malpighiales; Euphorbiaceae. Gene Ontology annotation, cellular component: plasma membrane.
UACAAAACCUUUCUUAUUACAAACCAUUCCACCCCAACCCUCUUCCAUGGAAAACCACAAGCACCAAAAAACUAACUCUAAAGACAUUUUCUCCUUCCCUAGCACUCCAACAAGUCAAGACCAAGAUUCCGAUUUCGAAUUCGGAUCUUUAACACCGGAUUCUCCUUCCGGUGCUGGAGAUCCAUACAAUUCUUCACCUGCUGACCGUCUUUUCUACAAUGGCCGUCUUCUGCCUCAUUCUUUUCCACUUCCUCAUGAUAACCAACAACAACAACCUGGUUCAACGGUUUUAACUGACAGAAUCUCUCGCGCUUCUAGCAGAACCAGCAGUGUCAGCAGCAAGGAUUCGUUAAUGUCAUCAAGAAGUAAUAGCGUCAAUAGCAGAAGCAGUGUUAGCUCAAGAACGAGUUGCAGUAGCAGUAGUAGUGAUAAUCAUUAUGACAGAAAGUUAUUAUAUUACAAUUAUAACAAAAAAGGUAUGACUAGAUCAUCUUCUUCCUCCUCUUCAUCUAUGGCUAGCAAAGUUGUCAUGGCACAACUGUAUGGAUCUUCUCAACGGUGGCAACAUAUUAUGCCUGUGACGACGCCGUAUUUGAAAAGAGAGGAUUCAAGAAAGAAAAAUAAUGAUAAUGGUGGUGGGUUCUUGGUUAAAAAGCAAGAAUUGAUGAGAAAUAACAAGAAAGAAGGUGAUAAGAAAGCUAAGAAAUUUGGGGCUUGCAAGAGUUUCUUUAGGUCUUUUUUGGUGGCAUGUAGAGAAUGUCAUGCCAUGGCACCGUCAAGAGAAGAUGAUGAUAUAAUAUUGGAGAGAAAUGUGAAGUUAUAAAUAAUAAUAAUUGUGGGUAUAAUUUUUUUUUUUUUUUAAUUUGUGUGAAGAUCGUCAAGACUAAUUCUCCAAAGAAAGAAAAAACAGCUUUCUUGUGGUUUGAUUUAAAAUUCGAGUUUGCUCACCAAUUUUUUUAUUACAGAGCCUUUUCUUUGGUUUUUUUUUUUUCCUUUGAGGAAAUUUAUUUUGCAUAUGAUUUUAUUGGAAUUAUUAUGUGUAAAUCUGUUAUUAUCAAAAUUGUAGAACUCCUAGAGGUUCCCGUCAGUUGGUUUCAAAUCUUACUGAAUGAAGUAAACAGAAAAAACAAAUUUUUUUGCAUAGAAAAAAUAAAAUGAACCGCAAUGUCUGUAGAACUGAAUCAAAACUGAACUGAUUUGGCUAAACGAAUAAAAGUUAUUCCCAGUGCAGGCAAAUUAAUGAUUUUGCAUUAUAAACUGAAUGAUUCAAUUUUUGUAUUUUUACUUGCUUUUUGAAUUAAAUCAGUUUAGUUUUAAAAUUUUUUUUCACUUUUCUACUAAAAUCAAAAUCAAACCAAAACCGAUUUGAUCCACUUUACCUAUUAUAACCUAUCCCCAGAACUGCUCUAAUAUUUUUC